Sarcophilus harrisii (Tasmanian devil) is the source of this 3079-nucleotide messenger RNA. It is a transcript of the gene CALCOCO1, whose product is annotated as calcium binding and coiled-coil domain 1. The transcript has 16 exons. The record is from RefSeq and is a predicted model, not a curated record. Lineage: Eukaryota; Metazoa; Chordata; Mammalia; Dasyuromorphia; Dasyuridae. The coding region runs from base 132 to 2273 and encodes 713 amino acids.
UCCCGAAGGGCUCUGCUUCCAACUCUCUCCCCCCCGCCUCUGUCUCUGGCAGAGUGGUGUUUUUGUUGUUGGUGAAAGGUGAGGGGAACAGCUGAUCUCCUGGUGGGGACUGAGCUAUCUGAGAAGGUAUCAUGGAGGAGUCAUUGCUCAGCCGAACCCCACCCCGGGGUGCGGUCACUUUUCUGAAUGUGGCUAGGACCUAUAUCCCCAACACCAAGGUGGAAUGUCACUACACCCUGCCCCCAGGCAUUGUGGCCAAUGCCAGCGACUGGAUUGGCAUCUUCAAGACAGAGGCCUCCUCAGUCCGAGAUUAUCACACCUUUGUCUGGUGCGUGAUCCCUGAAGGUGCAGCUGAAGGCUCUGCAAUUCACUCCAGUGUCCAGUUCCAAGCCAGCUACCUGCCCAAGCCAGGUGCUCAGUUCUACCAGUUCCGCUAUGUAAACCACAAAGGCCGAGUGUGUGGUCAGAGCUCCUCGUUCCAGUUUCGGGAACCAAGGCCCAUGGAUGAACUGGUGAUGUUGGAGGAAUCCGAAAAUGGUUCUGAUAUCCUGCUUGUUGUCCCCAAGGCAACGGUGCUGCAGAAUCAGCUAGAAGAAAGCCAGCAGGAACGGAAUGACCUGAUGAGGCUGAAGUUGCAGUUGGAAGGGGAGGUGGCGGAACUGAAGAGCAGGGUGCAGGAGCUGGAGACCGUGCUGCAGGUCACCAAGGAGGAGCAGACCAAGCUGAUGGAGAAGUACAAGGGGUUAGCACGUGCCCAUGGGGAGCUUAAAGAAGAACGGGAUGUUCUGAGCAAACAACAGGGAGAUCAUGUGGCUCGGAUCCUGGAACUGGAGGACGACAUCCAUGCCAUCAGUGAGAAGGUGCUGGAGAAGGAGGUGGAGCUGGACAGGGUCAAAGACACAGUGAAAGCCUUGACUCAGGAGCAGGAGAAGCUUCUGGGGCAGCUGAAGGAAGAACAAGCAGACAAGGAGCAAAGCCAGGCUGACCUGCAAGCUUCACAGGUGGAGUGCUGUCGCCUGAGUACAGACCUGCAGAAGGCCAAAAGCCAUCAGGAUCAGCAGGCCUCUGAGCUCCAAAGACUGCAGGAAGAGGUUACCCGGACUCAGAAUCUGUUGGAUGAGGCCCAGCAGCACAUUGCUGAACUGGAGCCCCUGAAAGAGCAGCUUCGAGGGAGCCAGGAGCUUGCAGUCUCAAGCCAACAAAAGGCUGCUCUGCUUGGAGAAGAGCUGGCCAGCACAGCAAGUGCCAGAGACCGGACCAUGGCCGAGCUCCACCGAAGCCGGCUCGAGCUAGCUGAGGCUAACAACAGGUUGAUGGAGCUGAGUCUGCAGUGGAGAGAAGACAAGGGUUCAUGGAGCAAGGAGCGGACAGGACUUCUGCAAAAUGUAGAGGCAGAGAAGGAUAAAAUCCUAAAACUGAGCGCCGAAGUCCUGAGACUGGAGAAGGCUGUGCAAGAAGAGAGGACCCAGAGACAAGGGCUCAAGGCCGACCUGGCUCAAGAGAAGGAUUCCAGCCUGGUGCAGCUGUCAGAAAGCAAGAGAGAGCUAACAGAGCUUCGGUCAGCCCUUCGAGUGUUUCAGAAGGAAAAGGAGCAGCUACAAGAGGAGAAGCAGGAACUGCUUGAAUACAUGAGGAAGCUGGAGGCCCGCCUAGAAAAAGUGGCCGAUGAGAAGUGGAGUGAGGAUGCAGCCACCGAGGAUGAAGAGGCAACUCUCGGCUACACUACAGCAGUGCUUUCAGACUCAGAGGAUGAAUACCCAGAGGACAUGAGGCUCCCUGCCCAUGGGUUGUGUGAGCGAGGAGGCCCUGGCUGUAAUCCCUCUGGACCCCGAGACACCCCCGCUCACGUGGUCAUCAGCCAGCCAUCCCCCAUUGCUCCUCACACAACAAGGCUCCAUGAUGACAGUAGCUCUGACUCAGAGGCAGAGGAUGAAAAGGCAGUGCUGAUGGCAGCAGUGCAGAGCGGAGGGGAGGAGGCCAGCCUGCUGCUUCCCGAGCUGGGCAGCGCCUUCUAUGAUGUGGCCAGCACCAUCUUCCGUGGAGCCCAAAUUGUCUUGCACCCCCUCUCUCCUGCCCUUUCCCCCCCCCACGCUGGCAGUGGCUUUGUUGGGGGCCCCCUUUCCGAGGCCAGCCCAGGGGGCCCUGACGCCCCGCCUUGGAAGGAGUGUCCCAUAUGUAAGGAACAGUUUCCUGAGGGUGACAAGGAUGCCUUGGAGGAACACGUGGAUGGACACUUCUUCUUCAGCACCCAGGAUCCUUUUACCUUUGAGUGAUAAACACACGCACACACACACACAUACACAGAGUUUGUGGCAAACUGGGUUUCAGGCCAUCAGGACCCCUAAGAAAUCCUCCACACCACUCCAUUUCCACUUAUUCUGACCUUGAGUCCACGACAAGGCUCUCUUAUGGAACACUGAUGGAAAUGGGCGCUCCUCCCCCAACCAAACAAAAUGCCACCCAACGGUUUGAGGGAUACUCUAGUGUCCUGGUUCUUUUCCAUGUGAGACACCAAGGCUCCCCUCCCCUUCCCAGACCACCAUUGUUUAUACCUACCCCCCUCAAAACAGUUUGACUUCUGUUGGGUCGGUGUUCCAAAGCCAACUUGUGGAACACCCCUUCCUCCCAGGGUUCCCAUUUGGGGUUUAUACUUGUUACCCGAGUUCUAUCUCUAGUUUUCAUGGAGGCAGGAAAAUCCAUGACUCUCCCAGCUCUCACCUUCAUCUCUGUUCCCUUACUAUCUUUCCCUAAUUUGUCCGUAUGAUUAGACAUUAAGUUUCGGUUUCUUUUGGAAGUAAAGACCCCCUGCACCAAUUCUUCCUUUUCCUGCAGUAUCCUCUUACUCCACAUAGAAAGAAAAAUUCAUCUGUGCCUUUUGUGUUGGAGGGGAGGGGAGCAGCUGAAACCAAGUAUUUCCAUCUGGCCUGUCCUCAUCCCCCUUGACAGCAAUAAGAUAGUCUUCCCUAACACCCUCCAUGUCACCACCACCAUCCUCCCCCACACCCCUCCCAAGUUGUGUAGCAUGGGCAGAGAUAUUUAUAUGACAUGUAUACUAUUCUAAUAAAAAGUGUUCUUACCA